UAAAAACCUUAUUAUGGUGAAAUUCAAGCACUCUCGCAUAGGAUCUCGAAAAUCAUCGUUGCCAACUACAACAACAUUGAUCUUCACCUUAUUUUUGACAUUCACAUUCCUCAUUCUCUUAUCUCUACGUAUACCUAAAUCCAACCAUCUCAACUCCAUUUCUCGUAACACUCUCAGAAGCGAUGGUGAAAGAGAGCGUUGGGUUGAAAUCCUAUCGUGGGAGCCUAGAGCAUUUUUAUAUCAUAAUUUUCUAGCAAAAGAGGAAUGUGAACAUCUAAUCAAUAUAUCCAAGCCUUAUAUGGAAAAGUCAUUUGUAAUUGAUAAUGAAACAGGAAAGAAUGUGGAAAGCAGUAUAAGAACAAGCACUGGAACUUUUCUCCCAAUAGGACAUGAUAAAAUUGUGAGGAAUAUUGAGAAAAGAAUAUCUGAUGUUACUUUUAUACCUGUAGGGUAUGGUGAAGAAUUUAACAUCCUCCAUUAUGAAGUUGGACAAAUGUAUGAACCUCACACUGACUACUUUGAGGAUGCGUUUAAUAUUAAGAAUGGGGGUCAACGUAUAGCAACAAUGUUGAUGUACCUUUCAGAUGUUGAAGAAGGGGGUGAGACGGUGUUCCCAGCUGCCAAGGGAAAUUUUAGCUCCGUACCUUGGUGGAAUGAGCUUUCGGAUUGUGGGAAAAAAGGACUUUCGAUUAAGCCAAAAAUGGGCGAUGCUUUACUUUUCUGGAGCAUGAAGCCUAAUGGAACUGUAGAUCCAUCCAGUUUACAUGGUGCUUGUCCGGUGAUAAAAGGUGAUAAGUGGUCAUUAACCAAAUGGAUGCGAGUCAUUGAGUGGUGAUAAGUUAUAUCUCCUUUGUUGUUGUACGUACUUAUAUAUACAAAAAUAAAAUUUUACAGUUACAGCUACACACAAAUGUUAUCUGACAAAGUUGUUACAUUUUGCUAAGCCGAUUACGAUUUGAAUCAGCUGAUAGAAUGUUUGGAUACAGUUUCACCAUCUUCUCUAAUUUAUGGUUUAUUGUACAUUUUCAUGUUCA
Messenger RNA from Trifolium pratense (red clover), 1034 nucleotides. Its product is annotated as probable prolyl 4-hydroxylase 10. Gene Ontology annotation, molecular function: procollagen-proline 4-dioxygenase activity; L-ascorbic acid binding; iron ion binding. The transcript has 7 exons. The coding region runs from base 14 to 835 and encodes 273 amino acids. The record is from RefSeq and is a predicted model, not a curated record. Lineage: Eukaryota; Viridiplantae; Streptophyta; Magnoliopsida; Fabales; Fabaceae. Gene Ontology annotation, biological process: peptidyl-proline hydroxylation to 4-hydroxy-L-proline. Gene Ontology annotation, cellular component: endoplasmic reticulum.